This is a messenger RNA of Cryptosporidium muris RN66, 624 nucleotides long. RefSeq lists its product as uncharacterized. Lineage: Eukaryota; Apicomplexa; Conoidasida; Eucoccidiorida; Cryptosporidiidae. Bases 1 to 624 code for a protein of 207 amino acids. The transcript has a single exon. The record is from RefSeq and is a predicted model, not a curated record.
AUGGAUGAAAAUACCAAGUUUAUGGCAAAAGAGAAAUAUUAUAUAUUGUUGGAAGAUAACGACUUAACUAAGGAUUUUCAAAUAUAUAUUACUGGCAAAAUGUCAAACAUAGCAAUUAUACGUAACUCAUCCAAUAUGUCAACUUAUGAACAAAAUGAGUGGCUUAUAGGAUAUUGCAAGAUAAUUAUGACAAAAUUAAUAAAUGAUGCCUAUAAGGUAAAACUAGAAGGAUAUCAAUAUGAAGAUACUUCGGAAGGUUCAAGUAUAGGUUACUGUCUACUAUUAUUACCAAGAGAUUUUGAUUAUAAAAUUAGAGAAUCACAUGAUUGGCUGAAAUAUAAAUAUAUGAAGAAUGUUAUAAUUAUAUAUGUAGAUGUAUUGGAUGAUUUAUUGAAAAGUAAUGAGAACUUACAGGAAAAGAGAUCUUUAUUUGAAGUACUGAUACGCACUCAUGAAUUACCAGAAUUUAAGUAUUUAAAGUUCAUAAUUAUACAUCAAUUUUCAAGAUUUAUUAAUCAAAAAUAUAUAAUAAACGAUAAUAAACCAUUAGUAUCAUCGAUAUUAUACUCUUUACUUGAAAAUAUAGAUGUAUAUAGUCAGAUUAAAUUUGUUGUUAUUGACUAG